CACGCCUAUAAUUAUGGCUUCAAUUAGAAAGGUUAGCUCUCCCUGCGUUUUAUUGUUCUGAGAAAUUUCAUCGGUUACCUGUUUAUCUUAUUGAAGUACUAAUUUCAAACAGAUGAAGUCAUAUCUAUAUUGAAAAUGUAGCAGUUUAGCUCAACUACCUACUCUGAAAGGUAAUUAAACCUUUUCACGAAAACCAACAACGGUGGAAAAUCACCAGGUAAACUUGUUUCGGAUGAUCAGUCAUCAGCCGAGUGUACAUGAUAAAUUGAACUUGCAGCUAACAUGCCCUGGGAGUUAUGCUAACGGAUUAGAGGCAAAUCAUAACAAUGGAACCAGAUGUGCUGGGUUUUGGCGAAAGAAAUUUCUCUAUUCAUGUCAAUAGUAUUUGAGCGAACUUUCUUUCUUGACUUAUUUGAAAUGCAUUUGUUUUGUUGGCAAUGUAUUUUCCUUCGUUUCACAUGGGAACGGAUUAUUUAUUGAAUUUCAAGGUUUGCUUCUAAUAAACAGACACUGAAGAUGAACCGGCGGUAAUUUGAUACAGUUCUGUAUUUUGAGUCCUUCAUGCGCAUUAAUCUGACUGACCUUCCUUGGAUGCUACGUUUCGGGGCAUUUUUUUCUUCCCCAGAGAAAUGUAUUUGUGUCCCCCCACGAAUAAACGGAGCUUUACCAUUGCCCGUGUUUCGGAAUUUUACGGAAUUUAGAAUGGACCACCAAGUGGAAACUAGCAACUCAUUGUACUGGAUUGGAUGGUAUCCAUUUACUCGUGCCUCAGAAGAAACUUCCAGUCACACAUCGAAAAAGGUUUCAAAACCAUUCGUGGAGCGAAUGUGUAAUGUUAUCCAUGUCAUCAGAAAAGAAGAGGAAUCUCAGUUUUCUGCGUUGUAUGUUUAUGUUUAUAUUAAACAACGGCAACAAAGCAAAGUUGAGUCCAUUACUUCACACCUUAUACCGGAAAAAUCCGGUGUGUUAACGUGGUCUGCAUUCUGAGGCGGUGUAUUGAGUGAAUUGUGCAAGCGAGCGCUUGAGUCUAUUCUGAUGUCACUAGAGUGCUCAGUCAGAUUUUAUAUUUUUGCGGCUCAAGUAAUAUCUUGAAAUAUUCAAUGAGAUCAUCGAAUGUGAUUGAUUGAGUUUAUUAGUUUUCUAUUUUUUGGAUAAAUUUGCAUUGUUUAAAUUGGAGCUCCAAUAGAUUAAGGAAUUGAAAAAGAAAUGCCGCUUUUGGUUCGAUUGUGGGUGGUGGUUUGAUGGCGUAGUUCUUAGAUAUACCAAAAAUACAUUGGAUAAUCGUAUUAUACAUUAUCUAAGGAACAAAUAGAUCACUUUUUUAUUUUGUUGGUAUGGUUUUUAUGGGAACAUGCUUGGGGAUCAAUCAGAUUGGACAAGCUUUAUUAAUAACCAAAGACGUAUGAAGCACUUUUGUCAAGACUCGUAUUAAUAUUGCUCAGUCCAACGCAUCUGCGAGAAGGAUUAUUUCCGAUUAGUCGAAGAGGCAAAACAUCAAGUCGAUUGUUCACGUCUUGAGCUUUAUUCCAUUUGCGCUUCCGGAUUAUGCAUGCUAAUUUUAGCAACUGUUCCAUUAUGAAUUUUAGCUUUGUACAUAUGUGUUGUGUUACGAAAACAAUAUUAAAAAUAAACGUGUCUGAGCGAACAAAACAUUCUAGCGUAAAAUUGUAGUUAGUGAAGUUUUUGUAACUUGCACGAGAGAUAUGAUGGGAUGAAUAUUUGUUCAAACGGAAAUAUAC
Molecule: messenger RNA, 1739 nt
Organism: Hermetia illucens (black soldier fly)
Lineage: Eukaryota; Metazoa; Arthropoda; Insecta; Diptera; Stratiomyidae
Exons: 4
Coding region: 562-987 (141 amino acids)
Source: RefSeq, a predicted model, not a curated record